Molecule: messenger RNA, 2804 nt
Organism: Vigna unguiculata (cowpea)
Lineage: Eukaryota; Viridiplantae; Streptophyta; Magnoliopsida; Fabales; Fabaceae
Biological process (GO): regulation of DNA-templated transcription
Molecular function (GO): double-stranded DNA binding
Source: RefSeq, a predicted model, not a curated record
AUAUGUCGCGUCCACUUCAACACAUAAAAUGUGAGUAUUUUAUUUUAUAAAAUAAAGUAUUUAUUUAAUAUAUUUUCCUGGUCCCAACACAUGCUAUGCAUUAAUAAAGUAAUAAACUUAGUAUUAAUGUACUUAUACAGUAUGAAGCCGACCACAAACUAAUUUCUUUCUGUCUUUAAUGGAAAUUCGAACGUUGACUAUCAAGCCGGUGAGUACCAUUAGUUUUUCCAUUUUGGAAGUUUCUGGAUCCAGCAAUUUUUUUUUUGUUGAGCUGAUGGAUCGCAAUAAAAACCUAAUUAUUUUUUGAGGUUUGUGGAAAAUACUCAGGAUUUGAGGUGCGGGAAGAGAUAAGAGCAUGAGUGCAUGAGUGAGGGCACGAAAGGAGGGAGAUUUUGGCUACAGAAAAUCGUUUAUUAAGCCGGGCUUCUUUCAAAAAUGGUGCAGAGUCUCUGUUUGAUGGCAUCUCAUGGUUACCCAACUGGCCUUGUCUUACACCCACAACUGGGUUUGCCGGGCACCAACAUGAAGGGCUACCAAAUAUCCUUUCCUUCUCCAGUACCUGCAAAAAACCAGACCAGACAGACCCCCGCGAAGCAACCCACCGUCGACGAGAACGCAACUUCAAGAAAGGGUUCAGUCUAAGAAGGGUUUGAAAUCCACGCGAGAGACGAAAGGUUAAAGAAAUUGGGGAUUUAGGGUUCUUCGAAACCCUUGAGAAUCAGAUUUGGGGAUUAUCUUGAUUAGGGCUGCCAACGUUUGGUGACUUCAAAUUCGAAAUAGACAACCUAAAAAAUACGUUGUUUUUUGGUUGAUUCUAAACAAAGCAUUCAUUCAUCUACGAUCUACGAUCACAGAACUAAUGCAGUCUCUCAAGUCACACCAUGCUGUUUCAUCUUCUCUUUUCAAUCAAUUCUCUUAUCAGUCUAUGACAUUCUUCCUCUCUUUCUCAACCAAAAGUCGUUGCCUACACUUCAACGAAACCACUUCAAUAAUUGAUUACCUGAAUUCCGACUUGCAGUUCUCCAGAACCCAAUCCCUUUAUGUCUCCAAACGUGUUUCAGGGUGCAGAUUCCCUCAAAACCCCUUAUCAGUGCUCACUUUCUUCAAACAAAUAGGCUUUUCCCAAAGCCAGAUUCUCUCCCUGAUUCGUCAAAGACCCCAGAUACUGUUUACAAACAUUGAGAAAAUCUUGAGACCCAAAAUUCAGCUCUUUCAGAUGUCUGGAUUCCAGGGUUACGAGUUAUGCAGCUUCAUUUCAAAGAAUCCCUCAAUUUUGACUCAUAGCUUGAAGAAAACAUUGGUCCCCUCAGUUGAAGCUAUUAGGAAAAUUGUCUACGACCAGAAAGAUUUUAUUCUUGUUUUGCACAGAUGUGGCUGGAUACUCCCAAAGUACAAAAGAAUUAUGGAGAAUGUCGUCUUCUUGGAGAGUUGUGGCAUUCUUGGGACUCAUCUUUCAUUGCUACUCAAACUUCAUCCAAGGCUUUUCGUUGCACAGCGGUCUACUAUUGAAAACAAUGUUUCUCGAGCUGUAGACUUGGGUUUCCGUGAAAAUUCAAGAAUGCUUGUCCAUGCAAUUCAUACAUUAAGUUGUUUGAGCGAUAAAACAUUUGAGAGAAAGUUGAAACUAAUUAAUUGUUUUGGUUUUUCGAAGUAUGAGGGCCUGCAAAUGUUCAAGAGAACCCCGACUUUGUUUAGAACAUCAGAGAAGAAGUUGAAAGUUGGAAUGAAAUUCUUCUUGCAUACAGUUAUGCUGCCCAAGUCAGUCCUUAUUCACCAGCCUAAGAUUUUAAUGUACAGCAUGGAGGAUCGCGUGCUUCCUCGAUAUAAAGUCUUCCAACUGUUGAAAUCAAAAAAUCUCUGCAAGAAAGUCCCCAGUUAUAUUCAUGUGUUGUGCUUGUCUGAGGAGAUGUUCUUGGACAAGUAUAUAUCACAGUUCAGAGAAAAUGCAGAGGAGUUAUUAGUAGCAUACAAGGGUCAUUAUCUGGAGGCAUAACCAUACCUUCAAUUCUGUUUUUUCACUCUUCCACAGGGUUCUAAUACUGAAAUUAUUUAGAUAGUGUUAUGCAUAACCAUGGAAUGUCUCAUUGUAGUAAUGAAGAUGGCUUGUUUAUUGUAUCUGUUUAUUGAUUAUGCAUCUUUCUUUCCCAUGGUAAUUUGGUGGUCAUAAGAACCUUGGAAGAUCCACACGAAAAUAAGCAAUCCACUUUGACUGCUCCUUUAAAGAGCCCUGAGAAAGUGAAAGUGAAGCCAUCUCCAAUAAAGAAGAAGAAAGUAGGCAGGGACAUGGAUCAGUACAAAAACUAUUCAUAUGCAUGUGAGACCCUUCUGUCCCUGAUGGUGGACAAGAAGCAGCGUGGCAGGACAGCAAUUCUCUCCCUGAAGAAAUCUAGCUCUGAGCUUUUUGAUCUUCUGACACAGUUUGCUGCCGGUAUUGCUGGAACUGGCCUUGCUUUUCUGCUAUCUGUAAUGGGUAACAUAGCUUGUGGAAGGGCUACCUUCUGUGCUUCUAACUUUUUCAACACUGGGUUUGGAUUGGGGUUGGUUUGUCUUUCUGGGGCAGUAAAUAAGCUCAGGGUCACAAUUUUGAGCAUCAGCAAGAACACUGGAAAGUUGGGUUUGAAAGAAGAGAAAAUGAUGCAGAAGCUGGAUGAGAGCAUUAGAGAUAUUUACUAUACUGCUGCAGCAUUGCUAGCAGUGGUGAUGCUGAGAUUUGCUUGAGUGGCAUCUCCCAAGACUAGUUUGAUGAAGUGAAUAAAUGGCUAAUUGGAUGUCUACAGUGAUGGCAUUGGUGAAGCAAACCAGAC